Messenger RNA from Nomascus leucogenys (northern white-cheeked gibbon), 1855 nucleotides. It is a transcript of the gene PROC, whose product is annotated as protein C, inactivator of coagulation factors Va and VIIIa. The record is from RefSeq and is a predicted model, not a curated record. Gene Ontology annotation, molecular function: serine-type endopeptidase activity; calcium ion binding. NCBI's taxonomy places the organism in Eukaryota, Metazoa, Chordata, Mammalia, Primates, Hylobatidae. Gene Ontology annotation, biological process: blood coagulation; proteolysis. Gene Ontology annotation, cellular component: extracellular region.
GCCAGCGCCUCCGGAAUGUGGCGGCUCACAAGCCUCCUGCUGUUCGUGGCCACCUGGGGAAUUUCCGGCACACCAGCUCCUCUUGACUCAGUGUUCUCCAGCAGCGAGCGUGCCCACCAGGUGCUGCGGAUCCGCAAACGUGCCAACUCCUUCCUGGAGGAGCUCCGUCCCAACAGCCUGGAGCGGGAGUGCAUAGAGGAGAUCUGUGACUUCGAGGAGGCCAAGGAAAUUUUCCAAAAUGUGGAUGACACACUGGCCUUCUGGUCCAAGCACGUCGACGGUGACCAGUGCUUAGUCUUGCCCUUGGAGCACCCGUGUGCCAGCCUGUGCUGCGGGCACGGCACGUGCAUCGACGGCAUUGGCAGCUUCAGCUGCGACUGCCGCAGCGGCUGGGAGGGCCGCUUCUGCCAGCGCGGUGAGGGGGAGAGCGGGGCGCGGGCGGGCGGCGGGGCGGGGCUGGGGCCGGGUUGGGGGCGCGGCACCAGCGCCAGCUGCCCGCGCCCUCCCCUGCCCACAGAGGUGAGCUUCCUCAAUUGCUCGCUGGACAACGGCGGCUGCACGCAUUACUGCCUAGAGGAGGUGGGCUGGCGGCGCUGUAGCUGCGCGCCCGGCUACAAGCUGGGGGACGACCUCCUGCAGUGUCAGCCCGCAGUGAAGUUCCCUUGUGGGAGGCCCUGGAAGCGGAUGGAGAAGAAGCGCAGUCACCUGAAACGAGACACAGAAGACCAAGAAGACCAAGUAGAUCCGCGGCUCAUUGAUGGGAAGAUGACCAGGCGGGGAGACAGCCCCUGGCAGGUGGUCCUGCUGGACUCAAAGAAGAAGCUGGCCUGCGGGGCAGUGCUCAUCCACCCCUCCUGGGUGCUGACAGCGGCCCACUGCAUGGAUGAGUCCAGGAAGCUCCUUGUCAGGCUUGGAGAGUAUGACCUGCGGCGCUGGGAGAAGUGGGAGCUGGACCUGGACAUCGAGGAGGUCUUCGUCCACCCCAACUACAGCAAGAGCACCACCGACAAUGACAUCGCGCUGCUGCGCCUGGCCCAGCCUGCCACCCUCUCGCAGACCAUAGUGCCCAUCUGCCUCCCGGACAGUGGCCUUGCAGAGCGCGAGCUCAAUCAGGCCGGCCAGGAGACCCUUGUGACGGGCUGGGGCUACCACAGCAGCCGAGAGAAGGAGGCCAAGAGAAACCGCACCUUCGUCCUCAACUUCAUCAAGAUUCCCGUGGUCCCGCACAAUGAGUGCAGCAAGGUCAUGAGCAACAUGGUGUCUGAGAACAUGCUGUGUGCGGGCAUCCUCGGGGACCGGCAGGACGCCUGCGAGGGCGACAGUGGGGGGCCCAUGGUCGCCUCCUUCCACGGCACCUGGUUCCUGGUGGGCCUGGUGAGCUGGGGUGAGGGCUGUGGGCUCCUUCACAACUACGGCGUUUACACCAAAGUCAGCCGCUACCUCGACUGGAUCCACGGGCACAUCAGAGACAAGGAAGCCCCCCCGAAGAGCUGGGCACCUUAGCGACCCUCCCGGCGGGGCUGGGCUUUUGCGUGGCAAUGGAUGGGACAUUAAAGGGACAUGUAACAAGCACACCGGCCUGCUGUUCUGUCUGUCUGUUACUUCCCUCUUUUGGGCUCUUCUGGAGGGAAGUAACAUUUACUGAGCACCUAUUGUAUGUCACAUGCCUUAUGAAUAGAAUCUUAACUCCUAGAGCAACUCUGUGGGGUGUGGAGGAGCAGAUCCAAGUUUUGCGGGGUCUAAAGCUGUGUGUGUUGGGGGGGAUACUCUGUUUAUGAAAAACAAUAAAAAACACAACCACGAACCCGCCAGAGCCUUUUCCAGGGCUUUGGGAAGAGCCUGUGCGAGCCGGGGA